Messenger RNA from Gossypium raimondii (Peruvian cotton), 1145 nucleotides. Its product is annotated as MADS-box transcription factor 23. The record is from RefSeq and is a predicted model, not a curated record. Lineage: Eukaryota; Viridiplantae; Streptophyta; Magnoliopsida; Malvales; Malvaceae. Gene Ontology annotation, biological process: positive regulation of transcription by RNA polymerase II. Bases 222 to 890 code for a protein of 222 amino acids. Gene Ontology annotation, molecular function: protein dimerization activity; DNA-binding transcription factor activity, RNA polymerase II-specific; RNA polymerase II cis-regulatory region sequence-specific DNA binding. The transcript has 9 exons. Gene Ontology annotation, cellular component: nucleus.
GCGCCAUAAAAUUACAGGAAAUCUCUAUACCUUGUAAAGUAUUUGCCCUAAAGUAUUUGCAGUGUUAGCAAAGUUCCAAGUACUCCAAACCAGCUCUAUUAACCCACAAAAAGCAAACCCACUUUUCACUUGGUAAGCCCCUCUCCCUCUCUCAUUCACCAUUAAUUUCCAAACGCUGUCCAUUGGCUUGGCUUAACCCUAAACCCUAGAAGAAACAAAGGAUGGGGAGAGGGAAGAUUGCGAUUCGAAGGAUCGAUAAUUCAGCAAGUAGGCAAGUGACCUUUUCAAAGAGAAGAAAGGGUUUGAUCAAGAAGGCCAAAGAGCUGGCUAUCCUAUGUGAUGCUGAAGUUGGCCUUGUCAUCUUCUCCAGCAGUGGGAAGCUCUAUGAAUUUGCAAGCACCAGCAUGAAAUCAGUUAUUGAAAGAUACAACACCUUGAAAGAGGAACACCAACAGUUGUCGAAUCCAUCAUCAGAAGUCAAGUUUUGGCAAAGAGAGGCUGCAAUCUUGAAACAACAACUGCAGAAUUUGCAGGACAACCAUCGGCAACUCAUGGGUGAACAGCUUUAUGGUUUGAGAGUUGAAGACCUGCAGAAUCUAGAGAACCAACUGGAGAUGAGCUUGAAAGGUGUUCGCAUGAAAAAGGAACGGAUAUUAACCAAUGAAAUAGAAGAAUUAAACCGAAGGGGGAACCUUAUUCACCAGGAGAAUGUGGAACUCUUCAAGAAGGUAAACCUUAUCCGCAAAGAAAACAUGGAAUUACACAAGAAGGUUUAUGGAACAAGGUAUGAAAAUGGAAAUGCUGUGAGUUCAUAUGUAUUUGACAGUGGAGAGGGUUCAAAUGUCCCUAUUCAUCUUCAACUAAGCCAACCUGAGAGAUAUAAGGAUUGAAGGAUAACAAGAAAGAAUGCAGUGAUGAGUUAAGAGACAUGUUACUUCAGUUCAUCCCCAGCAAAACCCAUGUCUGUGAAGAUAUCUACAUAAAAGAUCGUCAGUAGAAUGACGAAUCUGAAAUUGAUUGUGGCAUUAUUUAUAAUAGAACCACUAUAAUUUAUUGGAGAACCAGGACGCAAAAUAUUAAUUACAAUAUGCUGUUUACACGAAAGUAUCAUUGUCAAUGAGAUGCAGGCUCUCUUUGCUUCUUCA